CGCACUGCGUGAAUGCGACCAACACUUCUGUAAUCUCAACAACACAUUCACAGCACAGCAUCGCGCAGAACUCGUGCACACACUCGGUCGCUCGGCCGCUCGCUCUGAUUCUCAUUUAUUGCAUGCAAGGUGUAUAGAGUCGACCGACUGCGACGCAAUUGAGCAUCUCUCGACCGAUCACCGCGGGAUGGCGCAAGCGCAAGUCCAGCCUUGCAGGUACAAGACUGGGAAGACACUCGGCGCUGGCUCGUACAGUGUCGUCAAGGAGUGCGUACAUAUUGACACGGGCCGAUACUAUGCUGCCAAAGUCAUCAACAAACGCCUGAUGGCGGGUCGCGAGCACAUGGUCAGGAAUGAGAUUGCAGUGUUGAAGAGGGUGUCGAUGGGCCACCAGAACAUUUUGACGCUCGUGGAUUACUUUGAGACCAUGAACAACUUAUACCUUGUUACAGAUCUCGCGCUCGGCGGCGAGUUGUUCGAUCGCAUUUGUCGAAAAGGCUCAUACUACGAAUCCGAUGCCGCCGACCUGAUCCGAGCCACACUCUCUGCUGUCGCCUAUCUUCACGAUCAUGGCAUUGUCCAUCGCGAUCUGAAACCCGAGAACUUGCUGUUCAGAACGCCCGAGGACAACGCUGAUCUGCUUAUCGCGGAUUUUGGACUUUCGAGAAUUAUGGAUGAGGAACAGUUCCACGUCCUGACCACCACCUGUGGGACGCCUGGAUACAUGGCGCCCGAGAUAUUCAAGAAGAGCGGGCAUGGAAAGCCAGUCGAUGUCUGGGCAAUUGGCGUCAUCACGUACUUCUUGCUCUGUGGAUACACACCCUUCGAUCGCGACAGUAAUCUGGAAGAGAUGCAGGCCAUUUUGGUCGCAGACUACAGUUUUACUCCACUCGAAUACUGGCGCGGCGUGAGCUUGACUGCGAGGCAGUUCAUCAAGCGCUGUCUGACCAUCGAUCCGACGAAGCGCAUGACGGCGCACGAAGCGCUCUCGCAUGAAUGGAUUGCUGGACCAGACAGCGGACGUGGAGGGGAGGAUCUAUUGCCUAUAGUCAAGAAGAACUUCAACGCUAGGCGCACGCUGCACAAAGCUAUUGAUACUGUCAGGGCUAUCAACCAGCUACGUGCUGGCGGAAUGGGCAUGAUGGACGGUGCGCUUGCCACGAAUCCCGAUCGUGUGAAACCGAAAGAUGAAGAUGUCGACAUGCAGGAUGUGCCUGGUCCCGAAGUCGUCGUUGAUCCACGAGGCAAUGCCAAAGGGCAGACAAUGGCGCAAAUUGAAGAGCAACAACGAAGGACGCAGCAGACCAUAGCAGGUCUAUGGCAAAAGAAGGGCCAAGGCCAGGCUACGUAGGACGAUCGUCCUGGCUGUUAACUGACACCCGAGGCGCCUUGUCGCGGAGUCCAAAUCGGCUCGUCCGGAACGUGAAUUCCACCUCAGGAAAAUUUGUCUGUGGUCACUGGUCGCGUGUCGAGGGAGGCUGAGGGUUGGAUCGAGAAGGCAUACUAUUCUGUAUCGGGCAAAAUCGAUGGAGUACCCAUGAUGAUCAGCUCAUCCAUGCGACCGAUUGAUUCACGGCUGGUGAGACAUGAGAAGAAAUCUUCGAAGUCCUUUUACAUUCUUCUCUUUGACUAAUUCGCUUCAUGGGUCCUCUCUAGCACGAACAUUCGGCGAGUUCUCGUCAAAGUCAUAAAAGCGGCCGCUCUUGCUUGCCUUGGCGUUCCGCUUCAAUCUAUGGAUGGCUUGCAUUCAUCACUCGUGUUCUCUGCGGAGUCUGCGCUACGCAUGCUUGGAAGCACAAUACUGCACUACUAGCUUCUAUAGAAGCCUCUGUUGGCAGCGGGAAGCAUCGGGAAUCCAUCAAGACUCCGGUAAGCGUGCAGCUACAGCUGUAGGCACUCCUCGAUCUAUGUUUUUUUUUUCUCAAACCCAUGGGAUUGGCGUCAGAAACUUAGUCCAUGAAACUCUGUAUGUGUAAGCCUUCCAAUGCCGACAGAUUCUG
Messenger RNA from Sphaerulina musiva SO2202, 2000 nucleotides. RefSeq names its product calcium/calmodulin dependent protein kinase. Gene Ontology annotation, biological process: protein phosphorylation; cellular response to oxidative stress. Lineage: Eukaryota; Fungi; Ascomycota; Dothideomycetes; Mycosphaerellales; Mycosphaerellaceae. Bases 188 to 1351 code for a protein of 387 amino acids. The transcript is spliced from 2 exons. The record is from RefSeq and is a predicted model, not a curated record. Gene Ontology annotation, molecular function: calmodulin binding; ATP binding; calcium/calmodulin-dependent protein kinase activity.